Girardinichthys multiradiatus is the source of this 1304-nucleotide messenger RNA. RefSeq names its product hematopoietic cell signal transducer (gene hcst). The transcript has 5 exons. Gene Ontology annotation, molecular function: phosphatidylinositol 3-kinase binding; signaling receptor binding. The record is from RefSeq and is a predicted model, not a curated record. Gene Ontology annotation, cellular component: membrane. Gene Ontology annotation, biological process: regulation of immune response; positive regulation of phosphatidylinositol 3-kinase/protein kinase B signal transduction. Lineage: Eukaryota; Metazoa; Chordata; Actinopteri; Cyprinodontiformes; Goodeidae. The coding region runs from base 80 to 325 and encodes 81 amino acids.
CACAUCAUCUUCUUGAGUACACAAGGCACAUGAAAACGACCAGACCAGACUUAACAGAAUCAAACUGAUUUACAAAGUAAUGGCCAACAACCUUAUCACUCUGCUGUUUCUUCUGUGCAACCUGACUGCAGCCCUCGCAGACAGCAAUGUGUCUUGCUACAGAAUCGAGCCAGGGACAAUAGCAGGCAUCAUUUCUGCAGAUUUGUUGCUGACUCUUAUUAUUGUAGUUGUCACCUAUCGAUGUGCCAGCUUACGGCGUGAGAAAAUAGACAAAGCUGACAAGGUUUAUAUGAAUGUUCGGGCCAACGUCAAGAACUUAAAAUAAUUUUUUUUUAUUUAUCAUUAGCCUAAGGUGGUUGCUCUCUGUACUACCUUUGCAAUAUUGCUAUUUUUAAAGUACCUUUCAUAAUUUAUACUCCUGGUAAAGAUGUGUAAACCCCUGUAAAAGCAGAUCAAAAGUUGUUGCUCUAUUAAAAUCUUACGUGGAAAAUAUUGCUGCCGUUUUCCAUCAAUGAGCCUUACAUCCUCCUCCGUGUAUGUGUUGGCAGGAAAUACUCGUCAAGCCUUGUUUGUCACUCUUCUAGUUGUUGUAAACAUUUUUAUAACUAUAAUUUCAAAGAUAUGGGCAAGGUCUGGUGAGCAGCUAUUUACAUCUGGCAUAUUUGAAUGUCAUGUGCUCUUAUCUUUCCCAUUUUGAAGAGCAGUGAAGAGAAAUUAUCUUUAGUGUCACAUCAUAUCUGUGCCCCAAGAAACCAGCCCGUAAGUUUUGUGAUGCUCUGAUUAACUGAAAAAAAUUUUCAGUUUAGUUUCCUUCAUGUCAUUGUUAGGGGCACCACUAAGAGUGACACCAUUAAUUUUGCUUAAUACAAUUAUUUUCAAUGAUUGUUUUUUGUUUAUUAUUAUUCUCAACUGAAUAAAUCUACUCUAAUGAAAGGUUGGAUUUCUAAAAAAAAAAAAACAUUUAGUGUAAAAUUAUGCUGCUGCUGCAAUAAAAGAAGAAAUUGAUAAAUUUGUUAAUAUAUUUUACCAUGGGUGUUAACAAUCAUGGAGAACUCACAUUUGUAAAAUACUAUCUUAGAAAUAAUGACAUUUGCUAAGGUUCCUAAUUUUUCUUUAGGUAUUUUAAUCACCUACUAAAUACAUUUUAUUUGCCAUAUUAUAUUUUAUUUAGUCAAAGUUAUUAAAGGUGAAAAUAAUUAUUUUAUUCUUUUUUUUUAUAUUUUUGCAAACUUUGUAAAUAAAAGGUGUUCACGUGGAAUUGUAAGUGUGUCGAUAAAGGAAAUAAACAACGUGAACCGAGAAAA